Molecule: messenger RNA, 3599 nt
Organism: Hermetia illucens (black soldier fly)
Lineage: Eukaryota; Metazoa; Arthropoda; Insecta; Diptera; Stratiomyidae
Gene: jeb
Product: CCR4-Not complex 3'-5'-exoribonuclease subunit Ccr4
Exons: 3
Coding region: 1362-2381 (339 amino acids)
Biological process (GO): positive regulation of MAPK cascade
Cellular component (GO): terminal bouton
Molecular function (GO): transmembrane receptor protein tyrosine kinase activator activity; protein binding
Source: RefSeq, a predicted model, not a curated record
CCUCUCUACACACACAGCAUGUCCUUUCUGACUCGGUUCGUUCAUGAUUCGCCCGAGAUAAGUUGAACGGAGUUAUCGCAACAUCAUUCGCGUUUCAUCCCUUAGCCAGGCAAUAUUAAUUUAAGUUACGCAAAGAACGUUGCAAAGCCGCGUCAUGGCCAAAACGGCCUUGCAGGGUGGUCACUUUAACCCCCUUAGUUAUCUGUAGAAUAUUGUAAUAUAAUUUCGAAAGUAAAAUUCUAAUUCGAAGCCAGAUAAGGAUCGAGUCCCAAACAAAGUUGUAGGAAACAGUCCAACUUGUAACCGCAAUCCGAAACAAACGAGUUCCAAAAAACGCGUUCGGUCGAAAUCGCGAGUAGUUCUUUUAAAACAUCGCCGAAACCGAAAGGCUAACGAAUUCUCUCUCAUCCGGCUUGAAAGGAUUUCAUUUAACCAAAAAAAAAGAUACUGUUCUUCGUUGGUUUGUUAGUGAAAAGAAUGAGGUUCGUUUUCUUGUUAAUCCCGUGCAGAUUCGUUCUGUAAGUGUCCAACCAGAUCCGGUGUAAGAAUCAUUCAAAACAAAUUGCAUAGUGAUAGUGCAUUCGGAAGGAUACACUUUCAAAUUCCUUCAAUCACCCGCGAAGUGUUAAAAACUCAUCGGAAUUGGUGAGAUAAUAGAAAAGUGUUAAGGCUCGUUGAUCGGUUGAUCCUUUUUCAAAAUUACGUCACAAAUUUGAGAUUGUUCCAAUGCUGGUUACCAUCAACAUUCGGCAAAUUCCAAAGGUAUACCUACGUUGAACAUCGGUGCCCCGUAAUGGACUAAUUAGCCCGUAAUAAUCGAAGUGAAAGGACGAUUUCAUCUGCUGGAAGAAAAUAGCUUUUGUCACCAGAGAACAUCAAUAACUCUAAAUUCAAGCCAACCAUCUCUCCCACAUGUGCUCAGAACCCACCUUUGAAGAAAUCCUUCACGAAAAGCUUAACCGAUUUUUGGCAAAUCGUCAAGUGGAAUUCCAAUACAAGCACUGAAAUCCAAAUGCAAGGGACAACAAAACUAUAGAAGAAUCUAAAUCAAAGGCUGACCAGUUAACUACUCCCGAGACUGGACAAUAGUACGAGGUGUUUUUCCAUUCAUCUGUAGGUAGACAAAUUCCGGAAUAGAAGGAAGAUCAUUCCACGAAAAAGGAGCGACCAAAUCUAGAUCGCUGAGCAUUAGUAGUUGAGCUGUCAACUGGGAUAUUACGUUUCCUGAGUCUACAAUAAAAGCAUUUCAGGCCUGCCGGAAAACCUACUCCUUUUCCCGCCUUUUCAUUAGCCCCCCCGAAGUUAACAUAACUGAGCCCAUCCCUCCCAUCUCCACGUUUCAUCUUCAAGUCCCGCAUAAAAUGUUACGCGAAACGAUACAAAUGUUGGCAUACCUUAGUGUGCUCUACGGAAGCGCCUACCCGUUGCACAUGGCCAGGGAUUCAUAUCGUCGACAAAUGCCCGAUUUAGAUAUAGUCGAAAUAGCGAACAGUAGACUGUCUUCUAGCGAUAGUGAGAACGGCGCCAGUAUUAUCGGACAUAGUAAGUCCUUGCAAUCUUCCCCCCUACUAGUAGGCGCCUCCUCAGUGACAGGUGGUAUGGACAAAUCGAUGUCACCACCGUCAAUAGCAAAACCUAAUCUGGACGGUGAAAGUACUCUAAUUGACGCUAGUGGUCCUCUGCUUUCAUCGAUGUUCCGCGAAAAUGAAUUCGCCAGUAAACACUUGUUGGGACAUCAUGUUCCGCGACCCGCCUACAUUAACAACGACGAUAUCGCUAGACGAGAUAUCGACGACUAUCGUAGACUCGAACCACCGCUAGCAUUACAGGAAUUAUUCGAUAGUUCUAGUCGAUUAGAUGAGCCAAUAGUCGAACAACAUGCGAAAUUCGAUAUAAGGAUGCAACAGAAGCAACAGAAGAAGAACCAGAAACAACAGUCACAACAGCAACAAAAGCAGAAGCAGCAACAAAUGCAACAACUGCAUGAUCAGCAGCAACAGAUUCAUCAGAGUAAACGGGCUCCCAUUCCCAACAGCGGAGGUCCUGGCGGAAUAGGAAACAACGGACCACCUGACUUACAAAUGGCCUCACACGGAAUUGCCAGUCAAUUGAUGUUGCGCAGUCCUCGCGGACAGCGACAGUAUGAUGUUCCACAAAUUGAAUGUCCUCCUGCGAUAGAUGGUAUGGAAAGAUUUGCGUGCCCAACACCAGACAGGCAAGGCAGAUAUCGAUGUAUAGACGACCAUGUAUUAUGUGAUGGCUUCAUAGACUGUCCGGAGGGUGAAGAUGAAGACCGACAGGCUUGUAUGUUCUACAAAACGACAAAGGCCCAUCUAGAUGUGUUAGCCGAUGCGUUAUUACGUUGGGCGCGAGGUCGCUAAAGGCUCGAAUCCAACUCUAUGUAAAGCGAUCAAACAAAUCUGGAGAGUAGAGCGAAGCAACAAGAAGAAAUCUCACGCGAAAUGACUGGUAUACAAAUUAUAUAUAUAGGUAUAUAAAUUAUAUAAAAAAGCAAAAACCUGUAUUUAUAAAUAUAUCUGUAGUAAUACACAAAAUUAUACUAUUAAAUUUACUCAAUAAAAACAAAGAAAAAAAAACCAACAACUUCAAAACUAAGUGAAAUUCCAGCACGAUCGAAAGUUUCACAGUAAAGCAAUGAAACUACCCCAAAAAACCAUUGACCGAAACAUAAGUGAAGAGGAUAUCUUACGAAAUAAUAACAAUAAUAUUAUUUAUAAUGUAAAACUUACUGAAGGGACAUAAGACUUACAGAAUUAGUAGAAGUAAAUCAAUGAUCAGCAUAGACGAAGAAAACAAGAAAAAAAAUAAAUGGAUAUCUAAUGUUAAGAUAAAUGAAUCCUAUCUUAAUCAAUUAGGAUACAAUGAACAAACAGUGAAGAGAAAAAUAAAAACGUAAAAACAAGUCAUGUUUUAGGAAUUUGCUAUUUUUUUUCUAAAUGUGUAAACUAAAUCAAUUGUAUAUUACUAAUAAAUAAUGGCAAGGUUAUAAACAAACAAUAUUGAUGUAGUGAUCUUAUUUGUUUAUAUCUAAAUGUUCAUUUAUUUAUACUUCAAUGUGAAUUUCUACCAGCUAUUCAUUUCUUCUUAAACCAUUACUGAAAGAAAAUCCAUUAAAUCAAUAAAUCUAUGUGACUAAUUCAAACUAAAAAGCAGCAUGUGAAGGCCAAAAUGUGUACAAUCAAAUGCUAAUUUUUUUCUUAUUUUUUUUAAAGUAUCUUUUUUACUAAACAACCAUUAUUUCAUUCCCUUUCAGUUCCCAAGAAGUUUGAAAAAAAAAAAAAACAAUUAUAUUAUUCUAGUAAUGACGAAUUUCAACCGCCGAAUUUAAAUUGAAAUUAAAAAAAUUUCCGAAGAAACAUAUAAUAUCCAAAAACAGCAUUCAGCAUAACCAUCAAUUGUAUUCAUACAUACACAUUUACAAGGAAAAUGAAUAAAACUACUCUCAUGGAAAUGAUGGCAGCUAUAAAAACAAAAACGUGUAGAUAAAUAUAUUUAAAGUAAUAUGAAUAAAUAUAUAUGAAUGAUUUAUAAAAUUAAUGCAAAACCUUAUUGAAAAAAAAUCUAUAUAUAUAUACAUU